UUAUCUUUUGCCACUCGCCUCGCUCGUCCCCUUCACAAGUCCGACGCUCUAUUCCGUCAACAUCAGCAGACCAGAACAAGAGAGAACGAAGCAAAAUGUUCUGCUGAAAGAAAGAAACGAGUUGCGUUGGGGGCAUCACCAAAAGGAACAGCCAACUGAGCAGCUCGCAGCUCGCAUAAAACACUAUUUUGAUCUCACCGUUUCGGCAGUGUCAAAUAAGUGAUCGAGUGUUAACUUCCCCUCCCACUAGUGAUAACAGAAGUGAUGAAAUGACAGUGCAUGAAAGAGCACCAGCCGAGCUUUGCGGCACGUGAGAAAGCGCGUCUGCUGUUGUUAUUGUUGUUGAGAGACGUGCUCUCUGCUAUAUAUAACACACCUCUGUCACCCGCCCGUCAAAUCAUCGAAGCGCUUCAAUAGUGAGCUUGAUAUUCAUGACGUUCUCGCGGUUUUUCCUGUAUCGCGUGGGUGUUGUGUGUUUGGUGUGAAAAAAUAUGAUUGUUUUGUUCGUUAUUUCAGUGAAACCAAAACAUUCGAGUGCGAUGUUUAGAAAAUAGUAUACAACGUAGCAGAAGAAGAAAAGCAAAAAACUGUGUAUAUAUAUAUAUAUAAAAUUACAGCGAGUGCACGGUUUAUGUUCUCGGCAAAGCAAAGCCGCGGAGGCUGCAGGGCCGAGGAAUAAAAGAGGAAGAGGCUCCGGAGGAGGAUGAACGGGAGCGCGCAGCUGCUGCGCGGCCUGGAACAGCAUCCGAAUAGGUUCGCCGACUACUUCGUCAUCUGCGGCCUCGACAAGGACUCCGGCCUCGAGCCCGACAAGUACUUUGGUGACUCGCUGCAGUGCACCCCACUCGACCGCGCCUACAAGAGCAAAGUCCUCGGCCACUACCCGGAGUCCGUGCCAUGGAAUCCCUUCGACGAGCACGCGGUCUGUAUGCUAUGCCUCCCGAGCGGCCUACGCUUUCGCACCCAGAAGCACUCCGUCGAGCCGAGCUUCCACUCCUUUGUCCUCACAAAGGAGGACGGCCACCGAACGUACGGCUUCAGUCUGCUCUUCUACGAGGAGUGCCGCAACCGCAAGAUCUGCGCCGCCAUGCAGACCCUCCAGGCCAUGUUCAUAACCGAGCUAAGCAGCGGCCAAAACGGCACACCUCCGCAACCACGGAGAGGAGGCAGCGGAGCCGACCGGCACGAUAUGCACAACACGAGAUCCCUGCCCAGGCACUUCAAGCUCGCGGCAAACUCGGCAGCCGCGGCUCUGGCCUACUACGACUCGACCAAAGACAAGCUCCUAGUCACUAAAUCGGUAUCCCUGAUCUGCCAGCAGGCCUACCUCCACGCCGCCAAAACCUUCCUCACGAACCUUUACAAAUGCGUCCCCCGUCACCCGGGCCCGGGUCUGAGCCUCGAGUCGUACGUCUACAACCUCCUGUACAGCGUCCCGACACCCCUGCCCGGCAAAUCCCUCAAGUUCCACGUGCCGAACGAUGAACCGGCCAAGUCGCCCCUCGAGCUCGUCGUCCACCAGCCCCAGCCCGGCCUGGAGCUUCCUCUGCUCGACUACUCGCUCAAGAACCUGUUCGGCUGGCUGGGCAUCGACUGCGUCAUCCAGCUCUUCACGUGCGUCCUCCUCGAGAACCAGGUCCUCAUACGCAGUACCGAUUUUCACAAGCUCAUGGUCGUCGCCGAGUGCGUCACGGCCCUCCUGUUCCCCUACUCGUGGCAGCACGUCUACGUGCCCAUACUGCCCGCGAGCUUGUAUCACUUUCUCGACGCCCCAGUGCCGUUCAUCAUGGGCCUGCACGCCCAGAGCGACGCCUCGAGUCUCAAGAUCGCUGGAGAGGGCAACCUCUGUUACGUGGACAUCGACAAGCAAACCAGCCAAUUUCCCGAAGAGCUGCCUGUGUUCCCGCACAAAGUGCAAUUCGUCGAGGAGAUCCGGGCGUACUUGAACAAGCACAAAGUUCCGUACCUAGAAAAGACUGACAACAUGUUUGGGAAUUACCUGAACGGUGAUAUAAUGACGAGCAGCUUGACUCUUCCCGGCUCGGGGUUUCACUACCCCAAGAGGAAGCACUCGCUGCACGACGUCUUGGAUUGGGACAGGCCGGACUCGGGUCCACAGUGCGAUGCCAUACAACGGAUACUCGACGUUGUCAAGAGAACGGAGGUGGACAUGGACGAUAUAGACUCCAUCGACAAUCCCCCGAAGAGCAAGGCGUUCAACAAUCCCCAGGAAGAGUACCAGGAGACGCUGGUCUUUAACAACGCCAUUCGUGAGAUUUUCAUGAACCGGUUCGUCCAGCUGUUCUCCAGUUACGAGCACUUCCUCAUAAUACCCAGCCAGGACAAGGAAGAGUGGAUAAACAACCGGGACAACAUGCACCUCUUCGACAAGGCCACCUUUUUGUCGGAGCAGCCGGCCCACCACCUGCCCUUCCUGUCGAGGUUCAUCGAGACGCAGAUGUUCGCGUCCUUUGUCGACACGAAAGUCAUGUCCCUGUGGAACGAGCUGGACUCGAACAUCAAACUCUUCGACAAACGGAUCGCGCAGCUAAAAAAACGAGUGGGCGAAGGGAUCGUGCGGUCGACGCGUUACGAGCUCUGCACUACCGUACCCGAAACCCAGACCGUGAUCGAGCAGAGGCUCAACAACGUCGACUUCGAGGUCAGUCCACCGACGGAAGUCAUACCUCACAGGGCCGCUUACUUUCGGAGUUUUCCGCUCCUCGACGCCGUCGCUCUCAACAAACAGCCGACCCAGAGUAUGCUCCGCAGUAGAAGGGGACAGACGCAGUGGAAGUACAAGAUGAAGGCGCUCGAGUCUGUAAACGGGAAGCCACCCAUGGCUCAUCACCAGGAGACGCAGUCGCCUCGGCCGCAGGCGAAACUCUCGGCCGACAUGAGCCCGGCUCUCAUAGCACAAGCCAAUUGGACAUUUGUCGAAACGUUGCUCAAAGACUGCAAGGCCAAAACGAAGCGCAUGCUGGUCGAGAAAAUGGGCUCGGAAGCGGUGGCCUUGGGUCACGGUGGGGAAGUGUUGUCGGACGUCGAGGAGAACACUUUGGUGGCCAGUUUGUGCGACCUCAUCGAGAGGGUCUGGAGCCACGGUUUGCAAAACAAACAGGGCAAGAGCGGGCUCUGGUCUCACCUGGUAAUGUACCAGCAGCUCGAGGACAACAAUGACAGUGCCAAAACGAUAGAUGCCAAUUUUUUGUCCCCAGCGCUAGCUUGGUGCGUGCUUCGGAAGCGGCUUGACUCUAAUAAUAAGAAACCACCCACUAAGCUUUCUCGGUUGUCGGACCGUUUGGUUUCUUCAUUAAAAGGCAAACACAUAUAUGAAAUAGCUUCUUAUUUCAAGGAAAAUAUCAGCGACCUGUCGAACCUCGCGCUGGAGACUGAUUCAUCGCCCACUCGGGGCAACAUGAACGAUCAGCAUCAGCGACAGCUGCACAAAUCACCGGCGAGCGCACCCGGAAAUUACACCGGGGAAAAACGGUCGAUGGGGCCGGAACAGCUGAGGCCACUGCCCGAGUCGCUGCUCUUCGACGUGCGCAACGUCCAGGCGAUGACGGACAUCAAAACGCACAUCGGCUACGCCAGGGCUUGGGUUAGACUGGCUCUCGAGAAGAAACUCCUGUCCAGGCAUCUCAAGACUCUCCUCUCCAACCAAAAUUUGCUAAAGAGCCAGUACAAGAGAUCGGCGUUCCUGAGAUGCGAGGAGGAAAAGGAGCAGUUCCUGUACCAUCUCCUAACGCUCAACGCCGUGGAUUACUUUUGUUUCACCAACAACUAUCCGAUGACCAAAUUGCCGUACCGCGUGAUCAUAUUUCCCAGCCGAAAGGCAAGCGCAGCUACAACCUCAGCCAACAGCUGGAUAGCCAUUUCUGGCACCCUUGGAGAGACUAAUCCCGUGACGAUACCCAAGGGCGCCCUCGAAUUCGUCUUUCACCACAAAAACCUGGGCGUAUUGUCGACGUUGCGCAUCGGCCACGACAACACCGGGCCGUCGCCCAAAUGGAUGGUCGAGCACGUGGUGGUGCGCAACGAGGUGACGGCCCACACGUUCAAAUUCCCGUGCGGCAGGUGGCUCGGGCGCGGGAUCGACGACGGCUCGACCGAGCGUUUGCUCGUGGGCGCCCUGGUGCCCAAGAGCAUCGACAAUGACGAGCUCGUGGAGACGUGCUCGACGCCGCCGAGGUGCAGGUCACCCAGCAUACCGCGCAGUAGGCCCAGCCUCUCGACCAACGAGCUCCAGCAGAUGCUCGGCGAGGCGGUCAAUGCGGUGGUUAAGUAUCAUUACAGGAAAGAGGGGACGCAGGACGGCUCGCUCACCGCGCUGUUGUGCGGGGAAGGCGGUCUGGUACCGUCUUUGGAGCAGAUUUUUUUGUACGGCUUUAAAAACCAGAGGAUAUUCGGCAGGAACUUUUACGUUUGGGAUUAUCUGGUACGAGUCAAAGAGAACUUUGAAAUGAUGUUGUUGGAGCAGAUGGACGAAUACUCGCAGCGUUUGAAUCGUGAUAAGAGAUCGCAAGAGAGACAUCAGAAGUUCGCCUUUCUCAGGUGUUACUGUCACCUGCUCGACCAAAUCAACACUUCGAGCCAAACUCUCGGCAAAGAUGGCAAAUUUCAACUUUUCACAUGCUUGGCUGUGAGGGAACAGCUGCUGCAUCUAAUGUUACGUCCAAUGAGCGAAGCACGCUCAACCAUAGAAAUGUACGAAGAAACUUCCUUUCUGCGUAGUCCAGCGUUACUCACCUUCCUUGUUCAGAUUCUUCAGCCACUCAGUGGCUUUCAUAUUGUACUUGAAAAGAGCUUAACACAUGGAAUCUCAAGUUUAAGCUAAUACGCGUAAUUACAAUGACCAAAGUUUAUUGGGUUCUAAAUGUUUAAGCAAUAGUCUACGGCCCAAUAGUAGAAACGUACAAAAAAAAUUCUAACGACAAAUUACGUGGUUAUGUACUCUAAAAUCAUUGAAAAGCUCUACAAAAGCGUUUAAGUAAAUAUCGCGUCAGGUAUCUCUAAAAUAAGUAAUCGAACAUAAAUUCUUGCCAACAAAGAUAAUAAAAAUAAAAAUAAUAAUAAUACGGUUAGAAUAACAUUUUAUUUAGAAGUUUAUUACACGUGACUGUCUACCAAAUAUGAGGUUUUAUUAACAGCAUUUAAGCAUAGCUGUACGCUUUUAUCAUAACUAAUGUUAGUACUCCCGUAAGCCUAAUUAACUAUUGUUGUUAGGAAGAGUGAAACAUGACAUAAGCCACUGUGCCAGAAAAUUAUAUUAUUAAAUAUAUAUUUAACAUGUACAUAGUAGGUAGAAAAAUUACUUUGAUUCUAAUACCGUCGCAUGUUAUUCCUGCAUCUUGUUUGACUGUUUAUUCGAAAAGUUAUCAGUUUUAACAUCUUGGGAAGUUUGUGCUUGUUAUAAAAACUGAAAUUAACGUAAAUCAAGCAUCAUAUUUAAUUCUUAAACUUACUGUGAAACUCCUAAAUUUUUUGGUAUUUUUAUUCAACAAAACAUGGAUUGGUUUUUGUAGAAAAAAAAAGUUUUUUUUUUUUUAAACAAAAAACGAUGUGUUGGAAUAGUGUAAAUGGUAAUUUCAACAAAAGGUGCGUUACAAAAUUGUGUAUCUAUUUGUAAAUAAUACAUCUGUCCAAGUGUAAAAUUUAUUACAUAUGUAGAAUAUUGUUCUAAUUUUAUGAACCCAAGAAAAUCCGAUAGCGUGAGGAUGUGUUUUUAAUAAUAAUGUUUCAUACGGAAUACUUGGUCCAAAAGUCGCAUGAUUCCACUCAAAACUCUUUGCAUGCAAUGAUGUGAAACGGUGUGAAGUAUUUUUAAUUCCCCUUCGUACUUUUAUAAAUAAAUUAUAAAGUUAGGAGUUUUUUUCACACAAUUAAAUUUGUAAGUAUAGUCCCUAGAAUUUUGAUGACCUUUGAUUACUUUAGUCAUUUUUUACAAAGUCAAGUCCUUAGAUUCGUGCCAAAAAACUUUUCAAAGUUUGGUAUCUCAAUUUUACAUUUAUACUCUGUAAGACAUACCUUACACAUGUGAUAAAUUUUAUCUACUCUUAACUAUCAAAGUAAAAAAUGAGAUUACUAAUAAUUAUGGAAGAACAAUUAAAAAUAAACACGUUAAUGUAUGAAAAGGUAUUAGUACCAGAAGUGUAUAUUCUUCAUCUCAUAAAUUUUUUUUAGUAAAAUAUGUAACAAUUAUUUUUGAUUACACUUAUCUCUCGUACACUACUUCAUUACCUAGUAAGGGGUUAAAAUAUGUUUAAGAUUGUAUUAUUUUUUAAUAUGAUAUUAUUUAGAUUAAGUUUUAUGAUACAUAAACCGCUAUUCGUUAAUUUCCUAUUAUCUAUAAAAUGAGAUGUGAUUGUAUAACAUUAUGUUUGUAGUGAUUUUGUUCAUCUUCUGUGAUGUAUAAAAUAUUCUCUUAAAACGUAAUAAUACUAUAUGUACCUAUAACCAAAGUAAAUUGACAAAGUCGUUUUUGUAUUUUAUAAAAGCAAGUAAUACUGUACAUACUAAAACUAAGCAUUUCAAUUUAAAGAUUCUCAGCUGGUGAUGAUGUUAAACAAGUGUCAUAUUAAAAUUUAAGCGUGUGCUAGUGUAUAAACAAUUUAAAAAGUGAGAGCUAGUUGUACAGUAGCAAGUAUGCAGAUUACAAUAUGUACUAAAAAUAAAAUAUUAAGCAAAUUUUUUGUAUUCCAUUCAAUGAAGUCAACAUAAUUAUUCACUUACUUUUCAUA
This is a messenger RNA of Copidosoma floridanum, 6743 nucleotides long. It is a transcript of the gene pns, whose product is annotated as DENN domain containing pinstripe. The record is from RefSeq and is a predicted model, not a curated record. Lineage: Eukaryota; Metazoa; Arthropoda; Insecta; Hymenoptera; Encyrtidae. Gene Ontology annotation, molecular function: small GTPase binding; guanyl-nucleotide exchange factor activity.